AUGCCAUCUUUACUCGAAAUGCCUGAAAAUGUGAUGCUGAAAAUCACGGAAGCAGUUGGAUUCCCGUCGAUUCUUACGCUUCGGAAAACCUGUCACGACUACCGUAACUUCAUUGAUGACAAGACUCCAAAUAUCAAUUUAACCGGUAUCUUCAUCCAUGUCCAUCCCAAAAGAAUGUACUUGUAUUACGAAAUAUCUGGGACAGUAAAGACAUUGAUACUUUACAACAACCACCCGGAUGGAUGUGUGAUCAAUCAUAAAUCUCAUGAAAUGUUUCUGCGAAACGAAGAUUUCACAUCGUUAUUCCUUAAAGACUUCGAACUUUUUAUCAAGCAUCAAAAGUCAGUACUCGAACAAUUUCAUUUCUAUUCUGGAUGUCUGACAAACGAAGAAGAGUUUCAUCAAUUUAUUUCUCCAAUACUUGACAAAACCAUGAAGAUUCUGAAAUCCCGGCCACGCCCACUGAAAGUCAAAGAAUUCACAAUGAGCGCUUUCCGACAGGAGCAUGUUAUGUCGAUUCUACCCUAUCUAGAUGCUAAUCUCCUGACGAAUAUUUCAAUGGGGCAUACAGACUAUGGAGCUUUCGAAAAUAAUGAAACAGUAAUGAAGCUCAAUGAAAUUAUGGAGUUACCUCAAUGGAGAAAUGCCACAAGUCUCGACAUAUCUCAUUUGUAUGUCACGGAGCCAAACCAAGCAUUUUACGGGUUUACGAAAGUUGCGAUAUGGAAGAAAUCAGUGUCUGGGAAUGACUUGCUUUUUGUCAAAGAAAAAUUCCUGUCACCCAAUAACCAGACCGAGGAGUUCAGUAUCAGCUACAAAGACUUCGUCGAUAGUCGAAUAUUAGGAGACUGCAUCACAGCUGAAUGUGGCAAUCAAGAUUGGUACUACCGGACCGAUAACAAUGAAAAAAUAUUGACGAUUUCCAAAAUUAACUGGUCUAAGAUGCUUGUUGUAAGAUUUAUCGGGAGAUUGGAUGUUCCGGAGAGUGCAGUUGUGUUGGCUUAG
Caenorhabditis remanei is the source of this 1005-nucleotide messenger RNA. RefSeq lists its product as uncharacterized. Gene Ontology annotation, biological process: innate immune response. The coding region runs from base 1 to 1005 and encodes 334 amino acids. Lineage: Eukaryota; Metazoa; Nematoda; Chromadorea; Rhabditida; Rhabditidae. The transcript has 3 exons. The record is from RefSeq and is a predicted model, not a curated record. Gene Ontology annotation, molecular function: protein binding.